Messenger RNA from Cladophialophora immunda, 1757 nucleotides. RefSeq lists its product as uncharacterized. The record is from RefSeq and is a predicted model, not a curated record. The coding region runs from base 208 to 1563 and encodes 451 amino acids. Gene Ontology annotation, biological process: butyrate catabolic process; fatty acid beta-oxidation using acyl-CoA dehydrogenase. The transcript has a single exon. NCBI's taxonomy places the organism in Eukaryota, Fungi, Ascomycota, Eurotiomycetes, Chaetothyriales, Herpotrichiellaceae. Gene Ontology annotation, molecular function: flavin adenine dinucleotide binding.
ACCGAGGAUGCCGCAUCCGAGGAUAACGAUUCCCCAGCAUCAGCCUCGCCUUACUCCGCAUCGACAAGCCGACAACACGCCACGGCGCGAAGACAGAGCUCUAACAUAGAUAAAAUGGGCUGGAGGUAAGAUACUCCUGAGAAGGCCAGUCAGUCUACAGCUCCUCUCCAGUUCUUUGCCCAAUUGCUUCCCGACCUAAUCGCCACGAUGAAUUUCGAGCUCCCCUCCGAUCUUCAAGACUACAUCUCGCGCAUCGACGCAUUCAUUAAGGACAAGAUCCUCCCGCUCCAGCACAAGGACGACAACAACCGCUUCUUUGACCACCGCCGCGAAUCUUCACGGACGCAAUGGGACAACCAAGGCCUGCCAACGCAUGAGUGGGAGAACCUGCUCCGGCAAGCAAAAAAACUGGCCGACGAAGCAGGAUUCUACCGAUUCGGGUUCCCCAAAGAAUUUGGCGGUGCCGGCAGUGAGCACCAGAACCUGUACAUGUGUGCCAUCCGGUACCAUUUGUCGUCCCACCCAAUCUAUGGAGGCGGCGUAAGCCUGGCCAACGACCUGCAGAAUGAACACAGUGUCGUCGGCAACAAUCCAUUCAUCAUCAUGAUGCAUCACUAUGGCACCAAGGAGCAGCAGAACAAGUACAUCCCCGCCAGCAUCAAUGGCGAGUUCAGAUCCACAUUUGGCUUGACCGAGAUCUAUCACGGCUCUGACGCAACCCACAUGGACACCACGGCCAAGCCUAUCACGCUGCCCAACGGCGAGCCUGGCUACGAGAUCAACGGCAACAAGAAGUGGCAGACCGGCAUGCACGCCGCUACGCACUCUCUGGUCUUUGCACGAACCUCUGGCCAGAACGGAUCGCCCAAGGGCAUUACCGCCUUCAUCGUCCCGACAAACACGCCAGGCUUCAAAGUCGCUUCGUACGAGUGGACCCUCAACAUGCCGACCGAUCACGCAACCGUGCUCUUUGACAAGGUCCAAGUUCCUGCCUCAGCGAUCCUUGGGCCGGUCGACAACGGCCUAGCCAUCGCCCAGACAUUCACGCACGAGAACCGCAUUCGACAGGCGGCUUCCAGCUGCGGCGCGGCUCGGUACUGCAUCGAGCGCAGCGUCGAGUACGCGAAGAAGCGGACCGUGUUCGGGAAACCGCUCUCGUCAAACCAAGCCAUUCAAUGGCCGCUUGUCGAGCUCUCCACCCAGGCCGAGAUGCUCAGACUUUUGAUCCUCCGUACCGCCGUGGAAAUGGACCAGGUCACAGCGGCAUGCAAGGCCAACGGUAGCGCACCGUGGAUUGCCAUCGAGAAGCAACUCGGCCACAAGAUUGGCAUGUGCAACUACUACGCCAACCGCCUGUGCUGCGAGUCCGCAGAUCGUGCGAUCCAGAUCCACGGCGGAGUGGGCUACUCGCGACACUACCCCUUCGAACACAUCUGGAGACACUUCAGGAGGUAUCGGAUCACUGAGGGCAGUGAGGAAGUGCAGAUCCGCAAAGUCGCCGCGUAUUUGUUCGGAUACAAGACGACGGGGGUAGAGGACAAGAAGUCCGAGGCGAAAUUGUAAAUGCUGGCCAAAAUGAUCUGGUAUAAGGGAAUGAAUGCAAUUGUUUAUUCUUCAGCCGCCUCUAUAAGGGGGUGGGUUCGUCGUGCUUUUGACUCUAUUUUUUCAACAUACGUCUUCAAUGACCAGCUUCUCGCCGCUGGGUUCGCCCAGGUCGAUCUUCAGCUUCCGCCCAAAGAGCUCGAGGAGCAUCUCGA